UUUCCUCAACUCUUGUUUUGCGACCGCAGACCCCUUGUGCCUCGAUCGUCGCUCCCCGCAGCCUCCGCCGAAGCGCCAUGGCUCCAAGGAAGGGCAGCAGUCGGCCGGCCAAGACCAACAACUUACGGAGCCGGAAGCUCGCCUCCUUCCUUAAGGACUUCGACCGUGAAGUGGAAAUGCGAAUCAAGCAAAUUGAGUCGGACAGGCAGAACCUCCUCAAGGAAGUGGAUAAUCUCUACAACAUCGAAAUCCUGCGUCUCCCCAAGGCGCUGCGCGAGAUGAACUGGCUCGACUACUUCGCCCUUGGAGGAAACAAACAGGCCCUGGAAGAAGCAGCAACAGCUGACCUGGAUAUCACUGAAAUAAACAAACUAACAGCAGAAGCUAUUCAGACACCCCUGAAAUCUGCCAAAACACGUAAGGUAAUGCAAGUGGAUGAAAUGAUAGUGGAAGAGGAAGGAGAAGAAAAUAAAUGUAAGAAUCCUCAAACCACAAGAGUCAAAAGGUGUCCUCCAUCCAAGAAGAGAACCCAGUCUGUACAAGGGAAAAGCAAAAGGAAAAGGUCAAGCCGUGGUAAUAUUAUAACCCCAGCUAUGGGCCGAAUGGAGAUGUCCUUGGUAAAACCAACUCCAGGCCUGACACCCAGGUUUGAUUCAAGGGUGUUCAAGACCCCUGGCCUGCGGACUCCAGCCGUAGGAGAGCGGAUUUACAAUAUCUCCGGGAAUGGCAGCCCUCUUGCUGACAGCAAAGAGAUCUUCCUCACUGUGCCGGUCGGGGGCGGAGAGAGCAUGCGAUUACUGGCCAGUGACUUGCAGAGGUUCGAUAUUGCACAACUGGAUCCAGAGGCCUUGGGGUCCAUCAAGAAGCUCUCCAGCCGUCUUGCCCAAAUGUGCAACAGCAUACGGACCCACAAGUGAGAAGCCAAACUUGACCAGAUGGACUUUGAAUGGGCACUUCUGGGACCCUGAAGAGAAUUCUUCCCUUCGGGCUUAUCGUUUGUGUGUGAAGUUCCAAAAUAGGGAGGAGGCUCCUCUGGGGGGAUUCAGGAAGGGGGAAACACACAUGAAAUCCCACAUCUGGUAGAUAAAGCUUUGCUGUUCA
Otolemur garnettii (small-eared galago) is the source of this 1101-nucleotide messenger RNA. RefSeq names its product cell division cycle associated 8 (gene CDCA8). The record is from RefSeq and is a predicted model, not a curated record. The transcript is spliced from 11 exons. Gene Ontology annotation, cellular component: chromosome passenger complex; spindle midzone; chromosome, centromeric region. NCBI's taxonomy places the organism in Eukaryota, Metazoa, Chordata, Mammalia, Primates, Galagidae. Gene Ontology annotation, biological process: mitotic sister chromatid segregation. Bases 78 to 917 code for a protein of 279 amino acids.